Pteronotus mesoamericanus is the source of this 1155-nucleotide messenger RNA. RefSeq names its product chromosome unknown C4orf46 homolog (gene CUNH4orf46). Lineage: Eukaryota; Metazoa; Chordata; Mammalia; Chiroptera; Mormoopidae. The transcript is spliced from 2 exons. The record is from RefSeq and is a predicted model, not a curated record. Bases 183 to 524 code for a protein of 113 amino acids.
CUGACAUCUGAUUGGCUGUCCCGAAAAAAUAAACCAUGGUCGCGGUAUUGGGCAGACGUCCACAAGGAGACUGGGCAGGAUUUGGGGUGGGAGGAGGCGGGGCUUCUGGGCUUAGGGCGCGAGCGGUUGAAAGACGGUGUCGGUAGUGCCAACUUCGGAUUCGGCUGUCCCAGCCCUUCUCCAUGGCAGACCAAGAGGAGGUACGGGUUUCUUCGCAGCCCCCGCCGACUUCCUUGUCUUCCUCGUCUUCAGAUGCAUCUUCAACAUCUUCCCCCGGCGUUCCAGUGAGUUUGGAUUGGCCAGUUCCGAGCAGGAGCAGCGGCCAAACGGUGGACCCACUGGAGGAAGUGGAGUUACAGAUCGGAGACGCAGCAUUUUCAUUAACCAAACUUCUUGAAGCCACAUCUGCAGUAUCAGCUCAAGUGGAGGAGCUUGCCUUCAAAUGUACAGAAAAUGCACGUUUUCUUAAAAGAUGGCGGGACCUCUUGAAAGAAGGCUAUGAUUCUUUGAAGCCUGACAACUGAUUUGGCUGUGGAAUAACUCUUGCUUCCUCAUUUAUGAUAUUUGCACAUGUACCAUAGGUAUAGUAAAAUCGCCAGUAUACUUAAAAUACUUUAAGUAUACUUAAAGUGGAAUUUUUCUUGUUUUCUUCACUUUUGUGAAAGCAGAUUACGGAUGUUUUUGAUGCUGGCUAGUCUUUGUUUACCUUCAAUAUAUUCUGUCUAAACUUUUAUAGAAUCUUUUAUGACAGUUAAUUUCAGCAGUAGAUAAUAAUACCACAUUGUUACCAGUAGCAAACUAGGUAGAACACUAUUCUUUUUGAUUUGCAAGAAGAUGCCAAGAGUAAUCAAGUUUGAAGUUGAGCUUCAUUUUAUGGACCAAGGAAGAAUAAUGUUAGAUUCAGCUCCAUUAGGCUAAGUUCUCUAGAACCAACCACUGUAUCUUAAUUCCACAUUCCCAGCACCUAGAAAAGUGUCACAUAAUCACUCUUAAGUUUGUUGGAUAAAAGAGUUGACAACAUAAUUAAAAUCUAUUUUUUUCUUCUGUUUUUAGCAUGAAGGUUAUAAUUGUUUUCCUAAAAAAUAUUUGAGUCAAAUAUUUACAGGGAUUUGAACUUUAACUGAUGACAGCUUUUUACAGUAUAUGAUAAAUAUU